CACCAGUCGCUGACACCUUUCCUCGUGGGUUUGCACCGAUGCGAUGGAUGAGCCGCAGAGCGGCGAGCGGAAGCGCCCAGCUGCAGUGGAAGGGGAACGCCCCAGCAAGCGACGAAGGUUGGGUCAGGCUUCCAUCCUUUGCAUGCGAGAACUUUUUCGCACGGUGGUCAACGAUGGCGACAUCUCGGAGGACAAACGGAUACUUCUUCAGAAUGCUGGAGUGUUGCUUUCGCAGGUAGAUGGAAAGACGUGGGUUUCUUUUCCUGAUACUCAAGGCGAGCUUCAGGAGCUGACGCCGCAACAGCUGCGAGUGCUGCGGCCCUUUUUCGACCAGGUGGCAGAGGAGCUCAAGAUGCGCGAAGUGCAACUUCUUUCCGACAGCACUACAAGUGCAGGAUCGGGGGAUCACUUGGACUGUUUGAAGCUCACACAUGUUCCUUGGGCAGAUGGGAUCACUGCAAGAGAACUAAUCGCUUGCUGUAGCCCCGACGAGGCGUUGCAGUUCAACACACGUUGGAACUGGUUAGAGGUCUUGAUUCGCAUAUUGCCUUCCAAGUACAUGCUGAAGUCACGCAUGAAGGAGUUGGUCAACUACUACUACAUUCAGAGCCUUACACACGAGGCUGUGACAGCAGCGACGCCAAAAAACGAUAUCCAGAAGGAAGACAAAAUCCGAAAAAACCGAAAGAUCCCAAGAAGGGCUGUGGCUCUUGUGGCGCAGCGAGCAAGGCUUUGCCUGCAGAUCAGUCGUUCAGCUGCUCGCUUCAUGAGUGGCCUGGUGACGCAGCUGGUGCUGCUGGCAGCGCAGACGGUUGCAGCCGUCUUUGGGCGCAUGAUGCAGCAUUUGCCCUUCAGAGAUGAUCCUGCAUGGCCUUUGGCAAGGCUUUUCUUUGCAGUGUUGCUGCAAGGACAAAUCAAGAAGUUCUUAGAGCUCAUCGUUCUCAUAGCGCGCUUACGUGUCAUUUUAUGCCUUGCUCGCUCGAGUGAGAUCUUCGGUUUUUUGUUCUUUCCCUUUGUGGUGAUCGCACAGAAAGUCCUUGGCUGGAACGAAGGCAGUUGGCUUCUGGGUUGCUCUUGCGAUGUUUCUUCUCGACCCAGCUUGCUCUCUUACUUCCCGGUUCGAGCAGCGGAAGGACUCCUCGCUUGCUUGAAGGCAAUCAAGCAUUUGCAGACACUCCCCGGGCUCGCCAUGCUUGAAGUUGUAGUCGACCCUUUCAUCCAUGCGGUGAUUUGGAUUCAGCCUGCUGUGGUCUUUCUCAGCGACCUGAUGUUUUCAGUUGGCUUUGCAGAAGGACUUGCCAUGAUUGUCAGAAGUGUGGACAAAAGUGCGCAUCACAAGUUGGUAUGGAUGUCCAUGAACGUCGGCCGAAUGCUCCGAGAGGGUCCUGCAGUCAAUCCCAUGGAGCUUGGCGACCAGAGGGCUGAACAAUCAGUGUCAGCUCAGGUAGCAGAUAGCCCGCAGCCCCUUCCAGAAUGGCGAGAGGAUGGCACUUGGAAUUUGUUCGAUGGAGGUGACUAGCUUGCUCUGAUUGCGCUGCAUUCACCUCAGAACAGCUGAAAAAAAUC
This is a messenger RNA of Cladocopium goreaui, 1566 nucleotides long. The record is from the annotation of a GenBank genome assembly. Lineage: Eukaryota; Dinophyceae; Suessiales; Symbiodiniaceae.